Colletotrichum godetiae is the source of this 3095-nucleotide messenger RNA. RefSeq lists its product as uncharacterized. NCBI's taxonomy places the organism in Eukaryota, Fungi, Ascomycota, Sordariomycetes, Glomerellales, Glomerellaceae. Gene Ontology annotation, cellular component: cytoplasm. The transcript has 6 exons. Gene Ontology annotation, biological process: purine nucleobase catabolic process. Gene Ontology annotation, molecular function: allantoinase activity. The record is from RefSeq and is a predicted model, not a curated record. Bases 1 to 2928 code for a protein of 975 amino acids.
AUGAGCGGCAAAAUUGAGGAGCUUUUCGACGCGAGUCCCCCUCCGUAUUGGUCUCAACCACCAACUAGACGCUUCCCGGUCCGGAGACGCCGAGGACGUCUAAUCACUCUCGCGGGCCUUUUUGUUUUUGUUCUAUCCGUGUCCCAUUACAGCAACGCUAUUCAGAAGCCAUCGUUGAACCAAUCAGAGCAAUUUGCAGAAGGGCUGAGCAAGUGCAGCGAUAGUAGCUUGCAAAGCCUGAGUCGAAAGUCGCCCUUUCCGAAUCGAUCAAACCCGCGCUGGAACUCGAAAUCUGGACAGAAGCAAGCCAUUGUUCUCCAUAAUGCGACUCUUUUCGACGGGGAAAAGGUGCUUGCAGCGCCUGUCGAUGUUGUUUUUGAGCAGGGAGUAAUCAAGUCAGUUCACGACACUCGAACUGCGGCAAGCUUGCCAAGCGACACAGUCGUGUAUGAUGUCAAAGGGAGAUUCGUUACCCCAGGUCUCGUUGACAUACACUCUCAUCACCUGGAACUUCCCUUCUCUUCGGUUUCAGCGAUCGUCGACGUAAAUGAGAAGCCUGGACUUGGUCCCAUCACUCCUUUCGUCCGUGCGAUUGACGGCUUCAAGCCGUAUGAUCCUGCCAUCCAGAUUAUUGCAUCCGGCGGUGUCACUUCAUCUCUUAACUUACCGGGUUCUGGCAACAUCAUCGGUGGCCAAGGGUAUCUAGUGAAGAAUUUGCCGCUCCCUGGAGAGGAUGGCGAACCGGUUGUUGAAGAACUGCUACUCGAGCAUGGGAUUCCCGAGAAGAGUCGUCAGCGAUAUUUAAAGAUGGCAUGCGGCGAGAACCCAAAGCACCUAUAUGGACAUACCCGACUCGGCAAUGCUUGGCUCCUGAGACAACACUUGGAAAAGGCUCAAAAGCUCAAGUCUAAACAGGAGGCUUGGUGCCGUAACGCCCAGCAGCUUCAGUCCGGUAGUCUGUUCAAAGAAAGCCGAGUGUCUCGCUUCGUGGACGAAGUAGGUGAGCGACCGGAAGACUUGGAACUAGAGGCAACGGUUGCUCUUAUCAGAGGCGAGUUCAACGUCAACAUCCACUGUUACGAACCCGAAGACCUGGAGCGGAUGCUGGAUGUGCUCCAUGAGUUUGGGGUUCACCCGCAGGCCUUCCAUCACGCUCUAGAAGCCUGGCAGGUCCCCGAAUUUCUCAAAAAGCAGGAAGAGAAUAUCACUAUCGCCACUUUUGCUGAGAACGCGCUCUUCAAGCAUGAAGCCUAUGGAGCCAAUCUUCGAGGCCCCAAGAUUCUCGAUGACCAUGGCAUUCGCGUUGUUUUGAAAUCGGACCACACUGGUGAAGGCAAUCAUGCGAAGUACCUCAUGUACCAAGCCGCUGUCUCGCACUCGUUUGGCUUGUCAGAAAACAAAGCCCUACAGUCUGUGACCUCUGUUGCAGCACAGUCCAUCUAUCAAGGCCAUCGAAUUGGCUUCGUCCGACCUGGAUAUGAUGCCGAUUUGGCGGUCUGGGAUUCUAAUCCCCUUUCGGUUGGUGCUACGACCGUUCAAGUAUUUGUCGAUGGUAGGGAAGUUCUCGAUAUCAACGACUCUCUCCAGAAGUUGGAAACGCAGGCUUUAUCCACCAAGAAUGCUGCGCCGGCGGCUCGUCCGUACGUCUUGCAAGAGAAGAGGCGAGAUGUUUGCAAUCAGGCCACGGCACCGGGAGCACACAUCCUCUUCGCAGGUAUCAGGAGCUCUCUAUUGGACAAGGAGAUCCUGGGAGGUGACUUGGCCGUCGAUGAGGGAGAAGAACUUGCUCUAAUGGUCUCCAGCGGUCGCAUAACAUGUCUAGAUAUCAAGUCCAGGUGCUUGUCUGCCCUCCAGCAUGACGAGACUGUGGAGAUUGAACUAGCCAAUGGGUACGUCACCCCAGGAUUGAUAGCUUUUGGCAACAACAUUGGUAUCCUCGAUAUCUCUUCCGAGCCGGCAACAGGGGAUGGAUCUCCGGGGUCGAAGAUCGAUGCACUAGAUGUGCAGAAGCACUUGCAUUUUGCCAAAUAUGGUGUGCACUUCGGCGGAAGAGGUUUCGGCAGAGCGAGAAUCGGUGGCGUGACAAGGGCGGUUACGGCUCCGGUCUUUGUAGGUGGCCUCCUACAGGGCGUGAGUGUCGGCUUGCGAACAGGUGAGAACGCGACUAUCUUGGAAGGCGGGAUUUGGAAGGACGAAGUGGCCCUUCACUUUGCUAUUGGUCAGGAAGCCAAAGGAGAUGAUACGCCAACUGUUUCUUCCGGUCUUGAGCGACUGCGUCAGGUCCUUCUCAAGAGCUAUGACAGAGACUUGUCGCCAGAUAGCGUGUACUCGCGCGCUUCCAAAGGCUUGCUUCCGGUCAUUGUGUCUACAGUGAAUGAGGAUGACAUCUCCCAAAUUAUUCUCCUGAAGCGAGAGCUCCCCGCUGUGAGAUUUGUCAUCUUCGGCGGACAUGGAGCGCCAUUGGUUGCAAAAGAGCUCAGCGAAGCUCAGAUCCCCGUCAUUCUCACCGGCAACCGCGGUGCGCCUGAUAAGUGGGAGAAGAAAGCGUCCCUUGCGGGCCCGCCUCUCUCACCAAGCCCGGCCCAAGUACUCAUUAAGGCUGGUGUUCUUACUGCCCUCGCUGUCAGAGGCGAUUCCAAAGUCCACGGCCUCGCCCAGGAGGCGCAGUGGGCGGCAAAAUUUGCCGGUCUAACUGACAAAGAGGCCAUCAAGUUGGUUUCAACCAACUUUGACGAAAUACUCGGGCUGAAAAGCAAUUUUCAAGCUUCAGACAAAUCCGGCGACACAAUUGCUGGGAACACCUCCCUGGGCGACUUUGUUGUCUGGGAUGGAAACCCUCUGAAUGGGGAGGGGAGUGUUGUUUUGGCUGUGCAAAGUGACGGGAAGAUUGGAGACUGCUGGCCGGAUGUUGAAGGGGCCGUUUUGUGACACUCGACUGGAGCAGAGUGCAAUAGCCUGUAAAAAAUGUAGGGAUAGCAAGAUCCGAGGUUAAGGUCAAGUGCUUAUUCAAAAAGAUUUGACUCCCGUUUCGGGAGAGAAUCUGCGCAGCAUAAUGUCAUCGUUGAGCCACCUCGUAGCUGAGAAAUACAACUGGA